This is a messenger RNA of Enhydra lutris kenyoni (northern sea otter), 1734 nucleotides long. It is a transcript of the gene NSMCE1, whose product is annotated as NSE1 homolog, SMC5-SMC6 complex component. Gene Ontology annotation, molecular function: ubiquitin-protein transferase activity. The record is from RefSeq and is a predicted model, not a curated record. Gene Ontology annotation, cellular component: nucleus; Smc5-Smc6 complex. Gene Ontology annotation, biological process: DNA damage tolerance; double-strand break repair via homologous recombination. NCBI's taxonomy places the organism in Eukaryota, Metazoa, Chordata, Mammalia, Carnivora, Mustelidae. Bases 64 to 915 code for a protein of 283 amino acids. The transcript has 9 exons.
CUGGGGGCUGCACUCGGCUACCGCGGUGGGUGAUCGGACCGUGGGGCAGCGAGGCUGUCGGGGAUGGAAGAGGGCCGUGCGGAGAGGCGACGGAGGACGGAAGCUCCUUCGCACACACAGGGCGGUCCUAGGAGGGCCGGUGUCAUGACCGACGUCCACCGGCGAUUCCUGCAGUUGCUGAUGACUCACGGCGUGCUGGAGGAGUGGGACGUUCGGCGGCUGCAGAAGCACUGCUAUCGGGUCCAUGACCGCACUGCCGCCGUGGAGGAGCUGGAGGACUUUAUCAACAACAUUAACAGCGUCUUGGAGUCCCUGUAUAUUGAGAUCAAGAAGGGAGCCACCGAAGACGACGGGAGACCCGUUUACGCACUGGUGAAUCUGGCAACGACUUCUGUUUCCAAAAUGGCCUCAGAUUUUGCAGAGAAUGAGCUGGAUCUGUUCAGAAAGGCCUUGGAACUGAUUAUUGACUCAGAAACGGGCUUUGCGUCUUCCACAAAUAUUUUGAACCUGGUUGACCAACUUAAAGGCAAGAAGAUGAGGAAGAAGGAGGCGGAGCAGGUGCUGCAGAAGUUCGUACAGAACAAAUGGCUGAUCGAGAAGGAAGGAGAGUUCACGCUGCACAGCCGGGCCAUCCUGGAGAUGGAGCAGUACAUCCGGGAGACGUACCCUGACGCCGUGAAGAUCUGCAACAUCUGCCACAGCCUCCUCAUCCAGGGUCAAAGCUGUGAGACAUGUGGGAUCAGAAUGCAUUUACCUUGUGUGGCGAAGUAUUUCCAGUCCAAUUCCGAGCCACGCUGCCCCCACUGUAAUGACUACUGGCCCCACGAGAUACCAGAAGUCUUCGACCCCGAGAAGGAGCGGGAGGCUGGGACGUCCAGGGCCACCAAGAGGUCCUUGCGGUCCCGGCAGCACUAGCUGGCGCAGUGGGGGACCGCGGCUCUGCUCCUGGCUGUGGCCGGCCUGCCGGAUCCGGGUUUUUCCACCGCGGCGAUCUGCCCCCAACUCCGUCAGUGUGGUGCGCCUGCCUCAGACCAAAGACUCCGGGGCCAGUGCUGAGGCCCAUCUCACCGAUCCCCCAGCCUGUUUCUCCCCCCAUGGUGUUUCCUGCCGUUCCGAAAGUGCCCUCUGUUCCUGGCCGCUGAGGCCUUGCACAUGUGCCCUCAGCCCAAACACUUUCCCUGGUUUCCCGCCAUUGGCCUGCUCCCCAGCCGCUCUCUGGAUCUUGUCACAGCUUCCAGACCUCGGUCCCCGUUUCCCCACACGUCUCUGCUCAGUGCACCUGCCACACUCCUGACUCCCGUCUCUGUCUCUUCCACCCGGAUCAGUCAGCCCAACCCAGUCUGGCUAAAACAAGGGGUCCUGCGGGAGAGGCUUGAGCCGGCGGGUCCGGGUGAGGUCACCAGGCCUCCACACCACUGCCUCUGCUGUAUUUUCACGGAGCGGGCCUUGUGCUCACAGUCUCCCGGGAGAUCCAGCCACUUUCUUCCCGCUGACCCUCCUUCCGGGCCUCGCACACCAACGCCCAGUGUCGGGAGGAAGAGGGCGCGGCGCGUAUCGUGAACCCGGCUCGCCUGCCCCAGCACACGGCGCCCUCCGGCUACUUACGGAGGUGGGGAUGCGACAGUCCAGCUGGCGCUGGCAAAUUGGGGCUUGCCCCGGGGCCACAGUUAUCUCCUGAAGAGAACCAGAUGCUCUUAUCAGGCAAACGGGGAAUGGACUGUGCACCACAUGGGC